Verruconis gallopava is the source of this 1758-nucleotide messenger RNA. RefSeq lists its product as uncharacterized. The record is from RefSeq and is a predicted model, not a curated record. Lineage: Eukaryota; Fungi; Ascomycota; Dothideomycetes; Venturiales; Sympoventuriaceae. The transcript has 3 exons. Bases 529 to 1374 code for a protein of 281 amino acids.
UCUCUCUUUGCCCUCUUCAUCGUCGCUUGCUCCCAGCUGGCGAGGUCUGACACCACCUCCAACAGUCUCACAGGCAUGGCAGUAUACUGGAAUACCGGGGGACUUUUCUCUUUGCGUCUUCUUACUAAAAUUUCAAUGUGACAGUACACAUCCCAGCUGUUUUGGUCGCCCGUGCUAACUUGAGUCAUUCCUUCGCCAUGCAGAGAAUUCAUGAUAGGCUGCAUAUCUUCUAUAUGACUCUUGGCACGAUGUUUUCAUACUUACGUUCCUUCUCCGAAUACAUUUCCUUUCUUGAUUACGCUGGUGCUUGGAGCCGCUUUGGCAGCAAAUCCGCAUAUUCGGAGAUCGUGUCCCCGCUCCCACGGUCGGAGGGAUGGAGCAUGAUUAGAAAUGGGCCUGCUGAUUAAACCCCUCUCGUAAGGACGUAUAAGCGCCUACCAUCUCCCAGCCAAGCAUAAACGAAGCUUUGUUUCCGUUCUUCUUUUGCUUUGUCUUCCGAAUCCAACGACGUGAAUUGGGAGAAACAAAAUGGCAUCCAUUGACCUCAUCAACAAGGCGCCUGAGGGCACCAAACUUUGGCUCCUUCACUGUGGCAACCUUGAAGCAGAGGAAGGUUGGUUCAAGCGCGGUGGCGGUGUUUCCACGGUUUCCAAUCCAGCCCCGAAGCCUGAGCGCAGAAAGUUGGUCAUAAUCUCAGCCCUCAUCUCUCACCCAACCGAAGGCCUCAUUCUCUUCGAAACGGGUGGUGGGAAGGACUACCCUCAGGUCUGGGGAGACGCGCUUAAUGACGUCUUUGCCCGUGUAGACUACUCGCCUGAGCACGAGUUGGAGGCUCAGAUCAAGAAAACGGGACACGAUAUCAAGGACGUCAAGGCUGUAGUUAUGGGCCACUUGCACCUUGAUCACGCAGGUGGGCUAGAAAACUUCCUGAAGACGGAUGUGCCCAUUUAUGUGCACGAGGACGAGCUCAAACACGCUUUUUUUAGCGUGGCUACAAAGACUGAUCUUGGUGUAUAUCUCCCUCACUACAUGUCCCUCACGGAUCUCAACUGGCAAGCCUGGACAGGUGAUUUCCUGGAGCUUGCUCCCGGAAUCAAUCUGCACAAGUUGCCGGGCCACACACCAGGACUUGCAGGUAUGCAAGUCAAUCUAAAAGACUCGGGGACGUGGAUCUUCACUACCGAUAUGUAUCACGUGCACGAGAAUUGGGAGGAUAAUGUACCACAAGGCUGGCUUGCUAGGGAUCACGACGACUGGGUCAGAAGCCACCAAAAGAUGAGGAUGCUGCAGAAGAGAACCGGUGCGAAAAUGAUAUUGGGACAUUGCGCUCAGACGUUUCAUAAAUAUGAGAGCGCGCCACACGUCUAUACGUAGGGCAGAAUUUGGUGAUGUCAAAUUCAGCCGCAAAGAAGAACAGGCCGUGGUAUAAAACCCGUGAUCUAGUUUUGACUUUGUGCUGUUGAGAUCUCGAUGGUACAUAUUUGAUCAAUUUGAACCUGUUCCUUUCAUGUCAAAUUGUAAUUAAACGUGUUUUUAGUCCUUUCAAAAUCUGCUUCGAGAGGUAGAACAGCAGUUUCGAGGCCUAGAUCACAGAAUUUCUACAAUCCCGUCCAGUGCUACUGUUUAUAAUGGAUUGGUGCCUAAGGUCUCACGAGACAAAACUGGGUUCUUGACGGAGCUGUAACCCAGAAUACGGACGGUACGAACAACAUUAUUUAAUCGUUUGAUCAAAUUCUGUACUGUAUCAUCCAACCUUCC